This is a messenger RNA of Penicillium soppii, 1101 nucleotides long. Its product is annotated as Gfo/Idh/MocA family protein. The record is from RefSeq and is a predicted model, not a curated record. Bases 1 to 1101 code for a protein of 366 amino acids. The transcript has a single exon. Lineage: Eukaryota; Fungi; Ascomycota; Eurotiomycetes; Eurotiales; Aspergillaceae. Gene Ontology annotation, molecular function: nucleotide binding.
AUGUCUAUUAAAGUUGCCAUUAUCGGCGCAGGCCUCAUCGGCCCUCGUCACGCUCAAUCCGUGAUCUCCAACCCCUCAACACAGCUGACCGCUCUCGUCGACCCAAUGCCAACAGGUGAAGCAACCGCCUCAACCCUCAAAACAAACUAUUACGCCUCCGUAGCCUCCCUGCUAGCAUCACCCCACCGCCCCGACGCAGCAAUCGUCUGCACCCCAAACCACACGCAUGUCCCCGUCGCCAAAGAGCUCCUCGCAGGCGGAGUACAUGUCCUCCUCGAAAAGCCCGUCAGUGAUACCCUCGAGAACGGACGGUCCCUCCUCGAGUUCGCCAAAGCCGCGGAGCACGCCCACCUGAAGCUCCUAGUCGGCCACCACCGCCGCUUCAACCCCUACGUGCGAGCCACCAAGUCCGUCCUCGACUCCGGCUCUCUUGGCCGUCCCAUCGCCAUUAACGGCCUCUGGACUCUAUACAAGCCGGACGCGUACUUCGCCCCGCCAACAGACUGGCGCGCCUCGAAUGACCGCGGCGGCGGCGUCAUCCCCAUCAACCUCGUCCACGACAUCGACCUCAUGCACCACCUCUUCGGACCGAUCGUGCGUGUAACAGCAGAGCGCACGCUCCCGCAGCGCCCCAGUCCCCCGCACAACGCGGACGAAGGCGCCGCACUGACGUUGCGCUUUGCCUCGGGCGUCGUGGGUACGUUCCUGGUCUGCGAUGCCACGCCCUCGCCACACAAUUUCGAGACUGGGACGGGUGAGAACCCAAUUAUUCCGAAGUCGACAACCGGCGCUGAUUCCGACUUCUACCGUAUCUUUGGAUCCGAGGCUUCGCUUAGCGUGCCUGAUCUUACCCGUUGGAGCUACGAUGCCAGUCCUGACAAGAGUUGGAAUCAUCCGUUGACUGUUGAUCGGAUUCCGCUUUCUGAUGAUAAGGCGCCGUUUGAUUUGCAGCUGGCGCAUUUUGUUGAUGUUAUUAGUGGGACGGUUGAGCCUAGUUGCUCUGGUGAGGAAGGUUUGCGUGCAUUGAUUGUCUGCGAGGCUGUUCAGAAGGCUAUGCGAUCGGGCCAGCCUGUCGAUAUUGAUGUUGACUUGUUGGCUUAA